AAACAAAAAAGAUUUUUAUACAUCUAAAAAUUAAUUUGGAAAUUUUUAUUUUGGCAAAAUAAUUAUUUGAAAUGGAUUACGGAAACAGUGGUGCAGAGUUUAACUGGAGCUACGUGGGUGGCCAGGGCGGCAACGGCGGCCAAAGCAUGACGUACCCUCAGAUGGGUCAGAUGGGUCAGGGCAGCUAUGGCUCUGGCGGUGGACAGCAGUGGCUACACUCAAACCAGGGCUACCAAAACUCAGUGCCCAACUCCACUCCACCGGCUCCGUUCGAGGCGUACAAUCAGUCAAUGAUGCGCUACACGAAUGUCCACAAAGCAGGCGGAGGCAUGGGUCAUAUGGGCAUGGGUGGAAUGGGCGGCAGUUACGGCGGAUAUGGCUCCGGAAUGAAUCGCAAUGGUCUGGGCCAUGCCGGUGGUGGCAUGGGUCAAAAUGCCAACAGCGGCUACUCCAGCUGGUAACGGAUUGUUAGUGAUGGAUCUCUGCAUUCGCGUAUAUUUGCCCAAUUAUUUUGAAAUUUUUCCCUGACUAGUUCUUCGCCACUCAAAUGUUAAACCAAUUAAAAAAUCUCCUGAAGUAAA
Molecule: messenger RNA, 581 nt
Organism: Drosophila arizonae
Lineage: Eukaryota; Metazoa; Arthropoda; Insecta; Diptera; Drosophilidae
Source: RefSeq, a predicted model, not a curated record